UUGAAAGCGAAACAAGGUGUGAAGACACCAGAUGAUGAAGACAUUAUUAACGAUGGCACUUAUAAUGAUGCCAUACCAAAUGUUGAAGACAAGCCUAAUGUUAAAGACAUUUACCUAGAUGACAAUCCUGACAAGCCAACUGAAGAACAGUAUGAAAUAGAAAUGUCGAAAAAACGUGGGGCCAAAAAAGGAAAAAAUUUGGAUGAAGAUUUUGAAGAAAGUUCCAGUAUUAUUAGCGAAAAAGAAAAAACAAAUUCAAAAACUCCCAAGACUAAGACUACUAAAAAAGGGAAAAAAGGAAAGGAUGACUGGAGUGAUGACGAGGAAAUUGAACAAGGCAAAGAAAUUAAUCAAUCCGAACCAGCUGAAAGUAAACCAGUAGUUAAGAAAAAGGCCAAAAAGGGCAAAGGCAAUAAGAAUGAUGACUGGUCAGACAAGGAAGAAGUAGAUAUAAAACUUUCAGAAAGUGAAUCGGAGUCAAUACCUGUAGCAGUGAAAAAAUCUACUAAGAAAAAUAAGAAAAAGAAAGAUGAUUGGUCAGAUAAAGAUGUUGAUAUACAAUUAUCUGAAAGUGAUAUUGAAGAGGCACCUAAAAUUGCUAAGAAGUCAGCUAAGAAAAGUAAGAAAAAAGAUGAUUGGUCUGAUAAAGAAGAUAUAGAAAUAGAAAAUAAAUUAUCUGAGAGCGAAGAAGAACCAGUACGAGAUGAAUCUCAAGAAGAUGAGGAAAUGGAAUCAAAAGAUGAAGGUUUUAAGGAGGAUGACGUAAGCGAAGAAGAAAUUGUGAAACCUAUUAAACAAGACGAAAAGAAAAGCAAAGGCAAAGAAUCGAAGAAAGGCGAAAAUAAAAUUGAUAUAGAAGUUAAAGUAGAAAUUAAAGAAUCUAAAGAAGAUUCUCCUAUAGUAGAAGAAAAAAUAAUAGAAAAUGGCAGAACUGAAAAACAUAACAAAGAGUUAGAAAAUAAAAGUAAUGAUGUAGAAGACUUAACAGAAAAACUAAGUACUACGCAAAUAAGUGAUGAUAAAUUAGAGGAAUCUAAAGAAAAAAAACUUACGCAUAAAGAAAAGAAAAAAAUGAAGAAACAACAGGAAUACGAAAAACAAAUGGAAACCAUGUUGAAAAAGGGUGGACAAGGACAUUCUGAAUUAGAUAGUAAUUUUACUGUAUCACAAACGCAAAAGACUGCUGGACAAUUGGCUGCAUUUGAGAAUGCUGUAGAUAUAAAAGUUGAAAAUUUCAGUAUUUCUGCUAAAGGUAAUGAUUUAUUUGUGAAUGCCAAUUUAUUGAUAGCUCAGGGCAGACAUUAUGGUUUAGUAGGACCUAAUGGCCAUGGUAAAACAACACUACUGAGACAUGUAGCACAACGUGCAUUUGAUAUUCCUCCAAAUAUCGAUAUUCUCUAUUGUGAACAAGAAGUUGUGGCAGAUGAUAAUACUGCUGUUGAAACUGUCCUAGCAGCCGAUGUCAAACGUAAUGAUUUAUUAGCCGAAUGUAAAAAAUUAGAAGCCGCUGCUAAUAGUGGAGAUUUAGAAAUUCAGGAGAGACUUAACGAAGUUUACAGUGAACUUAAAGCUAUAGGGGCCGAUUCUGCUGAACCUAGGGCUAGGAGAAUUUUAGCUGGUUUAGGAUUCGACAAGGAAAUGCAGGAUCGUGCUACCAAAAAUUUCUCUGGAGGUUGGAGAAUGAGAGUAUCCUUAGCCAGAGCAUUGUAUAUCGAACCAACGUUACUUUUGCUUGAUGAACCGACUAACCAUUUAGAUUUAAACGCUGUAAUUUGGCUUGAUAAUUACUUGCAAGCUUGGAAAAAAACUCUAUUAAUCGUUUCCCACGACCAGUCUUUCUUAGACAACGUUUGUAAUGAAAUUAUUCAUUUGGAUAAUAAGAAAUUAUACUAUUAUAAAGGAAAUUAUUCUAUGUUUAAGAAGAUGCAUGUGCAAAAGAAAAGAGAGAUGAUAAAAGAGUAUGAGAAGCAAGAAAAGAGGAUAAAAGAAUUGAAGUCGUCAGGCUCUUCCAAAAAACAGGCGGAAAAGAAACAAAAAGAAGCCCUUACUAGAAAACAGGAGAAGAAUAGAACUAAGAUGCAGAAACAAGAAGAGGACACAACUCCCACAGAACUAUUACAAAGACCUAAAGAUUAUUUAGUCAAAUUUCGUUUCCCAGAACCUCCUCCUUUGCAGCCACCUGUUUUAGGAUUACACAAUACAAGAUUUGCCUAUCCCGGACAAAAACCUCUAUUUGUAGAUACAGAUUUUGGUAUUGAUAUGAGCAGCAGAGUUGCAAUCCGAAUUGGUAGAUUUGACCAGCACUCUGGUGAACAUUUAACGGCCGAAGAAACACCUAGCGAAUAUCUAAUGCGUCUUUUCGAUCUUCCCUAUGAAAAGGCGCGUAAACAAUUAGGAACAUUUGGAUUAGCUAGUCAUGCACAUACCAUUAAGAUGAAAGAUUUAUCUGGUGGUCAAAAAGCAAGAGUAGCCUUGGCAGAACUCUGCUUAAAUGCUCCCGAUGUAUUAAUUUUGGAUGAACCGACGAACAAUUUAGAUAUAGAAUCCAUAGAUGCCUUAGCCGAAGCAAUUAACGAAUAUACCGGAGGAGUCAUAAUUGUGUCUCACGACGAGCGACUUAUCAGGGAAACAAAUUGCUCUUUAUAUAUCAUAGAAGAUCAAACCAUCAACGAACUAGACGGAGACUUCGAUGACUACAGAAAGGAAUUAUUGGAAAGUUUGGGAGAAGUCAUCAAUAGUCCCAGUAUAGCAGCCAAUGCAGCGGUGGCCCAAUAAUAAAUAUAAUUUUGUAUUUAAAUUAUGUUUUUUUUAAAUUCUACAAUCAUACCCAUCAUGACCAUAUUUUUAAAAAACUUAAAACAUAUUAAACUUAUGGUUAUUUUAUUAUAAUAAUACUUAUUACCUUUUACCAAUUAUAAUUACUUUCAAGAAUAACAAUAUUCGGACUAAAUGAUAUCAUAAAUAUCUUUUGAGAAACAAAUCAGUCUCUAAAAUUGUGUACCCCUUCAUAUGAUUAUUAGAUGUUUGAAUUUAAAAAGUCAUAUGUUUAUGUAAUUGUGAAUGGCCUUAUGAAUAUUAAUUAAAUGCAUAAUUUACAGAAAGUUUAUUUAUCUUUUAUAUAAUUAUUUUUGCUCAUUGUAUAUUAUGCAUUUUGUAAAUAUAUCGACUUGAAGACAC
Messenger RNA from Diabrotica balteata, 3177 nucleotides. NCBI's taxonomy places the organism in Eukaryota, Metazoa, Arthropoda, Insecta, Coleoptera, Chrysomelidae. The record is from the annotation of a GenBank genome assembly.